Meira miltonrushii is the source of this 1139-nucleotide messenger RNA. RefSeq lists its product as uncharacterized. The record is from RefSeq and is a predicted model, not a curated record. The coding region runs from base 284 to 1012 and encodes 242 amino acids. NCBI's taxonomy places the organism in Eukaryota, Fungi, Basidiomycota, Exobasidiomycetes, Exobasidiales, Brachybasidiaceae. The transcript has a single exon.
ACCAUCAUAAAAAAAUAAGGUAUUCUUUGGCUUAUUCAUUUACAUAUACAUUUAAGAAUCGGAUCAUGGGUAGGGUCAAGUUUGUUGGAUAACAAAGUUUAAUUAUAAUAAGAGGCGUUUAGGUCUGAGCGUGCAUGAUCAUCGCCGAACGGCUUUUAUCGGAAACCUUAUUGUUAUGUCUUAUCCAAGAUUGCCGUGCCGUAUACGAGAUCAGACCAGCAAAUAAUAACCCAUUUUAGAAGCAGAGGGACUUUAGGGUCCUAUACAUGUUUUACGUAUAUCCAUGGUGACCAAGAGAAUGAAAGGAAGGGCUACAACAAUUCAGCGCGAGAAAGAGCAGAGAGAGAAAGCUUUUGUACAAAGAGAAAGAAAGCGGAAGAUGAAAGAAGUGUUGAGUAUUUACUCUUCCCGCUUUUUCCAGGCGAACAUCUUGGGAUUGAUCCAUCUUCCUUUUGAGUUUGCCAAAGCAUCUUCAUCGUCACGCUUGAAUGCAAAGGCUGCUGGAUUUAUAAAUCGUUCGCUGUCUUCCUCACGUUUGAAAGCAAAAGCUGCUGGGUUAAUAAAUCUUUCACUGUCUUUUUUACGCUUGAAUGCGAAAGCUUCUGGGUUGAUCCAUUCUUCUUUUGCAUCUGCUAAUGGAGAUUCUUCUACUUUAUCUUCACGUUUGAAUGCAAAAGCUGCAGGGUUAAUAAAUCUUUCACUGUCUUCUUUACGCUUGAAUGCGAAAGCUUCUGGGUUGAUCCAUUCUUCCUUUGCAUCUGCUAAUGGUGAUUCUUCUGCCUUAUCUUCACGUUUGAAUGCAAAAGCUUCUGGAUUAAUCCAUUCUUCCUUUGCAUCUGCUAAUGGAGAUUCUUCUGCUUUAUCUUCACGUUUGAAUGCGAAAGCUGCAGGGUUGAUGAAAUCUUCCUUGUCUGCAUCCCGUUUGAAUGCGAAACUACUUGGGUUCACUGCCUUUUCUUCACCCUCUUCUCUCUUGAAUGCAAAGGCGGCUGGGUUGAUCCAUUCUUCGUGAACUUCACUCAAAGGUGCUGUUUCGCUACGGCUUUCGACUGUAGUGGAAAGAAUAUAGUCAGCAAAAUGUUCGAUAAAUCACCAUGACAUUUGGGUUAGGGUGCGUAUUAUAUAAGCAACAGUGCACA